AUAUAAUCGCUUAACGAACCCGUCCCUCUCCACUCCUGCUUUCUUCAUUCAGAAAGGUGGAUCAUAGGCAGUAAGAGAGAGAGAGAGAGAGAGAUAGAGAUAGAGAGAGAAAGGGCAUUCGUUUCAUUAAUUCAUGUCUCCGCUCAUCUCAACUGGAACAGUUCAGAAAGACAGAUAGAUACAUACACAGAGACAUCGAUUGCAUCAUCUUCUCUACCUCAUUGUGCGUGCGGUGCGUGCGGUGCGUGCUUUAUAUAGACGCUCGCUCUUACGUUGUUCUCGUCCGCCCGGUGGUGUGGUGGUUGGAGAGAGAGAGAGAGAGAGAGAGAGAGAGAGAGAGAGAGAGAGAGAAAGGGGGAAAAUGGGGAGGGGGAGGGUGCAGCUGAAGAGGAUAGAGAACAAGAUAAACAGGCAAGUGACGUUCUCGAAGCGGAGAUGCGGGCUGCUGAAGAAGGCCCACGAGAUCUCCGUCCUCUGCGACGCCGACGUCGCCCUCAUCGUCUUCUCCACCAAGGGCAAGCUCUUCGAGUACGCCACCGACUGUUGCAUGGAGAGGAUCCUCGAGCGUUAUGAGAGAUAUUCAUAUGCAGAGAGCCAGGUUCUCACAAACAAUGCCGAAACCAAUGGGAACUGGACUUUGGAACAUGCAAAACUCAAGGCCAGGAUGGAGAUUCUGCAGAAAAAUCAAAAGAAUCUGAUGGGAGAAGAACUCGAUUCUCUAAGCCUCAAAGAGCUUCAGAAUUUGGAGCAUCAGCUUGACACUGCUCUUAAGCACAUUCGGUCUAGAAAGAAUCAACUCAUGUAUGAAUCCAUCUCUGAGCUUCAGAGAAAGGAUAAGGCGCUGCAAGAACAAAACAACAUGCUGGCAAAGAAGGUGAAAGAGAAGGAGAAGGCACUGGCACAGCAAACUCAAUGGGACAACCCGCAAGAUGAUGGCCUCACCUCUUCCUCGGUUAUUCUCUCUCAAUCUUUGCAGCCUGUCAACAUUGGGGGUCCUUACCAUCCGAGUGGAAUUGAGGAGGGAGCGGCCCUCGGUCCACCUCAACAUCGUAAUGCCACCCUUCUUCCUUCAUGGAUGCUUAGCCACCUCCAAGAAUAAUGAUCCAAUUUAUUUGCAUGGGAACCAUAUAUUACCAAUAUUAUCUAAUGCUUCUUAUCGUAUAUAUCCAGUCGAUUAUGUAACCAUAAUGUAACAUGUCUUAGUACAUGCAUUGUGGGGAUACUUGCAAAAACCUUGUUUACGUGAUAUCUAUCAAAAGAGAGAUUUGCUGUGGACAUUAUGCUACGGUACGAACUGGAUGAGACUGUAAAUAAGAUCCUGAGUUAGGGUCGUAAUUGCUAAUUAUGAUGUAAUCUGUGUGAUUGUUAUUUUCUA
Molecule: messenger RNA, 1375 nt
Organism: Eucalyptus grandis
Lineage: Eukaryota; Viridiplantae; Streptophyta; Magnoliopsida; Myrtales; Myrtaceae
Product: agamous-like MADS-box protein AP1
Exons: 8
Coding region: 362-1099 (245 amino acids)
Biological process (GO): positive regulation of transcription by RNA polymerase II
Cellular component (GO): nucleus
Molecular function (GO): protein dimerization activity; RNA polymerase II cis-regulatory region sequence-specific DNA binding; DNA-binding transcription factor activity, RNA polymerase II-specific
Source: RefSeq, a predicted model, not a curated record